Messenger RNA from Morone saxatilis (striped sea-bass), 1678 nucleotides. RefSeq names its product heparan sulfate glucosamine 3-O-sulfotransferase 3A1. Gene Ontology annotation, molecular function: [heparan sulfate]-glucosamine 3-sulfotransferase activity. The record is from RefSeq and is a predicted model, not a curated record. NCBI's taxonomy places the organism in Eukaryota, Metazoa, Chordata, Actinopteri, Moronidae.
CGAGGACAGAAGGGACUUCAUUACCCGACAGCACAAACUGUUGUACACUGUCUAAAAGCACCUGUCGGCUGUGGUUCUGCCUGCUUUCGGUCAGUUUCCCACCUGUGUGCCGCAGGUAUCAUUCGGCACUUUUCCUCUGGAGGAGACAGAGGUGUUAUCCACAGCACACUGUGGAUGAAGACUCACUCCUCGGUUUCUUAAUGGCAAGAAGACUCAAUAAUGUGUGCCUAGCAUGGCUGUACCGACCACCACGGGACCGGUAUGGCUUUUAGCCGCAUCAGUAAACUGGACCCCCCGUCCCGAGGCAUCCUCAGGAAAGCGGCGGUCAUGCUGUGCUCCCUCCUCACCUCUCUCUUCCUCCUGCACUGCCUCACCGACCGCUGCAGCACCACCUCACCCUCACCGGUCAAAGCGUCCUCCGACCGGGCUGCGGGGCUUUUCGAGGACUUGAGGUCGCAGAGGACUAAAAGACUGGUGUACGAAUGGACCGCCGGGUCGGAGCUGAUGGGCUACGGGGCCGCCGGACGCUCCUCCUCGCGGGUCCUCGCGGAUGAGCGCGCGGGACAGGUCUCGGAGCUGCCCGAGGAGUCUCUCAUCUUGCCGCCUCCGGAUUUAGUUGCUUCCAGGAAAGUGUCGCCGAGGUUCGCAGGUAAACUCAGUCCGCUCGGGGAGGGGAGCAAGAAGCUGCCCCAGGCUCUCAUCAUCGGGGUGAAGAAAGGAGGGACCCGGGCUCUGCUGGAGUUUCUCCGGGUUCAUCCAGACAUCAGAGCCGUGGGAGCGGAGCCGCACUUCUUCGACCGCAACUAUGACAACGGGCUGGAGUGGUACAGGGAGCUGAUGCCCAAGACCCUGGAGGGCCAGAUCACCAUGGAGAAAACCCCCAGCUACUUUGUGACCAGAGAGGCUCCAGCCAGGAUAUCCGCUAUGUCCCGGGACACCAAGCUGAUCGUGGUAGUGAGGGACCCCGUCACCAGGGCUAUCUCGGACUACACACAGACACUGUCUAAGAAGCCUGACAUUCCCUCUUUCGAGAGCCUCACCUUCAAAAACAGGACUACGGGGCUCAUCGACACCUCAUGGAGCGCCAUUCAGAUCGGCAUCUACGCCAAACACCUGGACAACUGGCUGCAGUACUUCCCCAUGGACCAGAUCCUGUUUGUGAGCGGUGAGCGUCUGAUCAGUGACCCGGCCGGAGAGCUGGGCCGCGUGCAGGACUUCCUCGGGCUCAAGAGGAUCAUCACAGACAAACACUUUUACUUCAACCAGACCAAGGGUUUCCCGUGCCUGAAGAAGGCAGAGGGCAGCAGCAAGCCCCACUGCCUGGGCAAAACCAAAGGGCGGACCCAUCCGAACAUUGACCCUGAGGUGGUGCAGAGGCUACGGGACUUCUACAGGCCCUUCAACAUGAAGUUCUACCAGAUGACGGGACGAUUUUUUGGCUGGGAUGAUUGAAUGUGUUUUUGUCUGCAACACUGAGGACUGUCAGAAAUACUGCAAUGGAGUAUUAGGAAUACUCUACGGGGAUGAUUUUCAGAAUAAAGUCGUAAUAUUUCAAGAAAAGUUAUAAUGUAAUAUAAAAGUGUAAAGUUACAAUAAAAGUUAUAAUUUUGAAAUAUGACGUUGAAAAAUGUGUGAAUACACUUUAUUUUGUGAAUAACUUAAUAUUCUGUUGUAAAAC